AUCCACCAAUCCAAUAAGUGAAUUAAAAUAUAAGAAACAAACAAUAUACUAUCUAAUUAUAAUGGUAUCUCUCAAUUCCCUUGCAGCUAUUCUCGUGGUCAUGUUUUUGGCCACCGGACCUAUGGUUCGAGCCCAACACUGCAGAGACGAACUGAGCAAUGUGCAGGUGUGUGCGCCGCUUCUUCUGCCCGGUGCGGUCAAUCCAGCUCCGAACUCAAAUUGCUGCGCUGCCCUCCAAUCAACUAACAAAGAUUGUCUAUGUAACGCUCUUCGAGCAGCCACCACACUUACCUCUCUUUGUAACCUCCCCUCUUUUGAUUGUGGUAUAAGUGCUUAGUUCAGCAACGUUCAGUUCCAAGGAUUUGGGGAGUUUGGUCUACAAAAGACAAUAAAAUAAAAUAAUCCCAAUUAGAAAUACACUAUUUCUUUGCUGUUUUGUUUUGAAUUUGGUUUGUUCAAUACUUAUGACAGAUCUAUUGAUCAAUACCGUUAUCACCAUUAUUACGGAAUAUUUUCUAUAAUAAUUGGCAUCAUUAGAGACCUGCUUUCAUAA
This is a messenger RNA of Arabidopsis lyrata subsp. lyrata, 553 nucleotides long. Its product is annotated as tapetum-specific protein A9. Lineage: Eukaryota; Viridiplantae; Streptophyta; Magnoliopsida; Brassicales; Brassicaceae. The record is from RefSeq and is a predicted model, not a curated record. The transcript has 2 exons. Bases 62 to 337 code for a protein of 91 amino acids.